AUGACUGAAACAAAGAAAGAAACCCCGGUUCCUCAAGAACUAAAAGGAACUAUCAAAGAUAGAUUUAUCUCAUUGACUGAAAAUUUGCAAUUUGCAUGGUUUUCAGGACAUGCAGUUGUCUUAUUAUGUUCCUUCAUCUAUUUAUUCUCUUUCAAUAAAAUAAUUUAUAGAAUUGCUUAUUUGGGUGUUCUACACUCAUUCGGUAUUAUUGUUUAUCAACAAUAUUAUCAAAAUGUCAAGACUGCUGUAUCUGCCAAUAACAACGGUGGUGCAUCACCAAAUUCAAGUACUUCAUUUCCAAAACUUUCCGUUAACGCAUUAAUCAACGAUGAAAAUGUUUUAUAUUUUGUUUUAGCAGCUAUGUGGUUAAUAACUCCAGUAUUUUCCUUAUCAUUAGUUCCAUACUCCCUUUUCUCUUUGUUUCAUGUAUUGAAAUAUUUACAAAAUAUUCUACUACCAGUUGUGUUCGGUAUUUCCAAAGAAAAUAACAAGAGAGUAUCUACUGUUGCCAAAUUCACCCAUACUUAUAAUGAAAAAUGCAUGUAUUGGGUCGGUUCAUCCGAAAUUAUUAUUGUCGUUCUAUUAUUCGUGAGGGCAUUGUUAUGGUACCCAAGUUCCUGUAUUAUUCUAUUGACCUUUAUUCUCUUUUUGAAAUUGAGGUAUGAAAACUCCAAGUACACUAAAUCUGCAUUUUCUCAAUGUAGAGUAAGAUUGGAUGGUAUGAUCAGUCAUCCAUCUAUUCCAGCACCUGUCAAGGGUGCUUAUAACACCGCAAAGGCCAAAUUGAUUGAACUUUCUCGUUAUCAAUUAACCAAACCGAUGGAGACUGAGAAGAAGGCUAUUUAG
This is a messenger RNA of Maudiozyma barnettii, 846 nucleotides long. RefSeq names its product nucleoporin POM33 (gene POM33). Gene Ontology annotation, cellular component: endoplasmic reticulum; membrane. Gene Ontology annotation, biological process: endoplasmic reticulum tubular network organization; membrane organization. NCBI's taxonomy places the organism in Eukaryota, Fungi, Ascomycota, Saccharomycetes, Saccharomycetales, Saccharomycetaceae. The record is from RefSeq and is a predicted model, not a curated record. The transcript has a single exon. Bases 1 to 846 code for a protein of 281 amino acids.